CAAACUUAGCAACUUUCUUUUGGAGUUGCUAAAUUUUAGAUACCAACUUAUUGGUAUACAUUGCAAAAAAUACUCCUCCCAUAAAAAUACUAACUAGAGUCUCAUGGACUCUCACCAUUGGAUAGAGUCCUACAAGUAAAAUUAAGUUUUGUGCCCUAAUUGUUGUUGGAGUUGAUUCAAUCACCCCAUAAUUGAUCAACUUGGUAAGUUUUACUUCAAAAAAAUCAGUAAAAAAAAAAAUAAAUAUAUAAAAGGAAAAAAUAUAUAAAAAGUCAACAUUUACCCGCCAUUUUAAAGUGAACAUUGAACAAGCUUCCAUUCAAAAGCUGAUCAAAUCCCCCAAUUUAAAAACCCUAAAUUCAAAAUUGUUUCAAAUUUCUAAUUCAAUCAGUUAGAAACUAAUAGUGAGGACUGCAAUUGCCGAUUAAAAAUUGAUAAUUAAUGGCGGCAGUGGCUGGAUUUUACAGAAGAUCGCUUCCUUCACCUGCCAUUGAAUUUGCUUCUUCAGAAGGCAAGAUUCUCUUUUCAGAAGCUCUCCUGGAAAGAAAUAUGGAAGGAUUUUUUAAGUUGGUGUCAUAUUACCAGACUCAAUCAGAACCUGCAUAUUGUGGGCUGGCUACCCUUGCUAUGGUUUUAAAUGCCCUUGCAAUUGACCCCAGGAGGAAGUGGAAAGGUCCAUGGAGAUGGUUUGAUGAUUCUAUGUUAGAUUGUUGUGAGCCUGUGGAGAAAAUUAAGGCUAAUGGUAUCACUUUUAGCAAAGUUGCAUGCCUGGCUCAUUGUAAUGGAGCAGAAGUAGAAGCAUUCCACACAAAUGAUAGUGCAAUAGACAACUUCCGGAGCUAUGUGAUUUCUAGUUCUUCUUCUGGAAAUUUUCACAUGAUCGUCUCUUACAACAGAACAAUUCUGAAGCAGACAGGAAGUGGUCAUUUUUCUCCAAUUGGUGGUUACCAUGCUGGAAAGGAUAUGGUUCUUAUUUUAGAUGUUGCUCGAUUCAAGUACCCUCCUCAUUGGGUUCCCCUCACACUUUUAUGGGAUGCUAUGAACACAGUUGAUGAAGCUACUGGAUUUUAUAGGGGGUUCAUGCUUCUAUCAAGGCCUGAGAGAGCAUCAUCAAUUCUGUAUACUCUGAGUUGUCGUCAUGAUGGCUGGGACAUUACAGCUAUGUACUUGACUAAAGAGGUCCCACAGCUUGUAACUUCUGAAGAAAUCAAUAGCAUUCAAGAUAUACUAUCAGUUAUAUUUACAUCAUCUCCUUCAUAUCUGAGUCAUAUCAUACAUUGGGUUGCUGAAGUUCGAAGAAAAGAGGAUGAGAGUAAUUUUAUUAGUGAAGAGGAACGGGGAAGGUUAAGCAUCAAGGAAGAGGUGUUGAAACAACUACAGGAAACAGAACUUUUUAAACACAUCAUAGUAUGGCUUUCAUCUGGAGCAGAAUUCGUGUGCAAUGCAAAUUUGGAUGGUCAUAAUUCUAUAGAUAAAGUUGCUUCCGAAGUGUGCUGUCACGAUGCUAAGGUUUUCCGUGGCAAGGUUGGCUCUUGCAAUGCAAUUUGCUGUAGAACAACAGAAUUGAGUUCCUCAGACUGUGACAUUGUUGAGUCUACCACUGUAAUUUCUGGCAAAGUGAUUGUGGAAAAUUCUGAAUGUGGAGUAGAAGUGCUGGUCCCGUACUGUCAAAGAAGUUCUGGUUGUUGUAAUAGGCACCAUCCAUCAGUGGUUGAUGCUCUAACCAUUUUAAUUUUGACCCUGCCUCCUGAUACAUGGUAUCAUCUUAAAAAUCCAAAGCUGCGAGAAGAAUUUUGUAGUAUAGUGCUCACCAACAAUCUCCCGGACUUACUCCAACACGAGAUUCUGCACGUGCGAAAACAGCUGCAUUACCUUGUGGCUGAUGUCUGUUCUUCUUCGACAUAGUAUGAUAAGACUGAUAACUACUGGUGCUUCUGUUUGAACUUCCAUCUAUAUAGUAGCUGUUAACUUUCUGCCUUGCUUGAAAAGAAGAUACUUGAUGACGUUUUUACUUGUGAAGUCAUUGAUAUGUAUGAACAUAUAAUAAUAACAGGGAUUCAGAAAAAAUCUGUGUGAAAUAAGUGAAAUUAUGGAAAUUGAAAGCCACUGCAUUUGUUAAAUCAAUAAUCACUCAUUCACUCGUAUCUUUUACAA
Molecule: messenger RNA, 2154 nt
Organism: Chenopodium quinoa (quinoa)
Lineage: Eukaryota; Viridiplantae; Streptophyta; Magnoliopsida; Caryophyllales; Amaranthaceae
Product: glutathione gamma-glutamylcysteinyltransferase 3-like
Exons: 8
Coding region: 442-1905 (487 amino acids)
Biological process (GO): cellular detoxification of cadmium ion; phytochelatin biosynthetic process; detoxification of copper ion
Molecular function (GO): glutathione gamma-glutamylcysteinyltransferase activity; metal ion binding
Source: RefSeq, a predicted model, not a curated record